Molecule: messenger RNA, 2464 nt
Organism: Momordica charantia (bitter melon)
Lineage: Eukaryota; Viridiplantae; Streptophyta; Magnoliopsida; Cucurbitales; Cucurbitaceae
Gene: EDA30
Product: O-fucosyltransferase family protein
Cellular component (GO): cytoplasm; Golgi apparatus; chloroplast
Source: RefSeq, a predicted model, not a curated record
AAAAAAAACCGGAAACCAGUGGAGUCUAGUGUAAGUAGUGAACAGUGAGCAUCUCUGGUUUAUAGAACGGAGAUUUCUUCACCAGUCUGCGCAGAGGAUACUGAUUUGAAAACUCCCAUUUCUCGCUUUCUUCUUCCUUGGAUUUCAGGGAUUGUACCUUGGACGCUCGUAUUUGUCAUUUAUUUGUAAUUUGUACUUCUUGAUGCGCGCGGCGGUUGGAUCUUGGAUUCGGAUAUGAAUUGCAAUUGUUAUUGCGUUGCCUGUGGAAUUAGGAUGUAGUGGAACUGCGACAACGGUUGGUCCUCGAUGAGCCAAGAUGUUGUUCAGAUCAAAGAUAAAAUGGAUUGCUCUUUUCGUUCUUGUCUUGUCUUUGGCAUCUUUGCUGCUUCACCUCUUUAUCGCAAAAUCCUCGAGCGUAAGUUUGGUAUAUUACACCCAGAUGGCUAGUUUGCUGAAUACUUCAAUUAUUGGUGGGCAGGGUUAUAGGAGCAAGAAGUUGUGGGGAGCUGUAAAGCCAUUAGCUGCGUUGCAACCCUAUACCAGCUCCAGAAGCAGUUAUCAUGCGGCUAUUGAACAGAAUAAUGGUUUCAUUUAUGCAAAAAUAUUUGGUGGUUUUGCAAAUAUAAGAUCUUCGAUCUGUGAUUUGGUCGCUAUAUCCAGGCUACUGAAUGCCACUCUUGUCCUCCCUGAGAUUCAAGAAAGUACUCAUGCAAAAGGAAUUAGUGACAGAUUCAAGAGCUUUUCUUAUCUUUACAACGAAGAACAGUUCAUAUCUUAUCUCAAAAAUGAUGUACUCAUUGUGAAAAGUUUGCCGGAUAAUUUGAAGGCUUUAAGGAAAAGAAAUGAGUUCCCUACAUUCAGACCCAAAAAUUCUGCCUCUCCUAGCUAUUAUCUUCAAAAAGUUCUUCCAAGCUUGAAGAAUGCCAAGGUCAUAGGCUUGGUUCUUAAUGAUGGUGGAUGCUUGCAGUCCAUCCUUCCUUCUGGCUUGUCCGAACUCCAAAGGCUUAGAUGCAGGGUUGCCUUCCACGCACUCAACUUUCGGCCAGAAGUUCAGAUGCUUGGGAAGAAAAUAGUGCAGAGGUUACGAGCAUGGGGUCAAACUUUCCUCGCUUUUCAUCCUGGAUUAGUCAGAGAUUCCCUGGCAUACCACGGUUGUGCUGAACUCUUUCAGGAUGUCCACACUGAACUCAUACAGUAUCGAAGGGCGGAGAUGAUCAAAAGAGGGAUUAUCAGGGAGGACCUGAGUGUAGAUUCCCGCAAACGGAGAGAUAAUGGUGCCUGCCCUUUAAUGCCUGAAGAGGUUGGUGUUCUCCUUCGGGCAAUGGGAUAUCCUCUUAAGACAAUUAUUUAUGUAGCAGGAUCUGAAACUUUUGGUGGUCAGCGUAUGCUGAUCCCUCUGCGUGCUUUGUUUAACAAUGUGGUGGAUCGCACUUCUUUUUGCAGCAAAGAGGAGUUAGAUUCCUUAUUUGGACCUGAGACCACUCUUCCUCUUGAUCUUUACCGACCGCCUCCAGCCAAAAGUGAGCAACAACUUAAAGAUGACUGGAACAAGGCUGGUCCUCGGCCGAGACCUCUUCCUCCACCUCCAGAUAGACCUAUCUAUCGUCAUGAGAAGGAAGGAUGGUAUGGUUGGAUUACUGAGACCGAUAAAGAACCUCUCCCUUCACCAAUGGAUCUGAGGUUGCAGGCCCAUCGGUUACUUUUGGAUGCUCUUGAUUACAUAGUUUGUCUUGAAGCCGAUGCAUUCUUUCCGGGUUUUCACAAUGACGGUAGCAGUUGGCCAGAUUUUUCAAGCUUGGUCAUGGGACAACGACUCUAUGAAAGAUCCUCAUCAAGAACAUAUCGACCAGACAGGAAGUUUCUGGCAAGUCUUUUGAACAGCAGUCGUGAAAAUUUGUAUCAUCCAAUGCACAACUGGACACUGUUAGUGCAAGAGCAUCUCAACAAGAGCUUGGGUGAGGAGGGCAUAGUGAAACAGGCCAUCUUCUCGAAGCCUACGUCGUUUCUGUCGCAUCCGCUUCCAGAGUGCUUCUGUAGAAUAUCUUCUGAUGAAGCUCCUAUUCGUCCUGUGAAGGAGAAGGGCAAAACUGUUUACGGAGAUGAAGAGAAGUGCCCUGAGUGGAUGAUGGAUGGUCGACAAGUUGAAUCGUUGGACUCGACCGAGGAUAGUAAAUGGGAUGAAGAGAUUGAAGAGCAGGCAGAGUCUAAUUACAAUAGUGGGAAAAGCUAUUUGGAUAAUCUCAUCGAUCAGGAUGAGGAAAUGGAUCCCAACGACUAAAAUUGGGUGAAUUGAAGUGAUUUUGGUUUUGAAAUGAGGAAUUUUUUGGUGUAGAGGAUAGCGUUUAUAGGAGGAAAUAUAGCGUAUGUGAUUCAUAAACAUUUUUCUCAACCAUUGAAAUCAAGAAAAGUAUAGUUGUAUCAAUUCUUUUUUCUCAAAAGAAAAUUAAAAGUGUUAUAAGUUGUA